Messenger RNA from Penicillium verhagenii, 1596 nucleotides. RefSeq names its product cytochrome P450. Gene Ontology annotation, biological process: ergosterol biosynthetic process. The annotation marks the transcript as partial. Gene Ontology annotation, molecular function: iron ion binding; monooxygenase activity; oxidoreductase activity, acting on paired donors, with incorporation or reduction of molecular oxygen. NCBI's taxonomy places the organism in Eukaryota, Fungi, Ascomycota, Eurotiomycetes, Eurotiales, Aspergillaceae. The transcript is spliced from 4 exons. The record is from RefSeq and is a predicted model, not a curated record.
GUCUCUAUACUUGUCGCCAAACAUAUCGAGUACAUCAUGGAGCUUCUUGUUCAGCUGGUCGCUAGCCAGAUCCUCCGCAUCACUUGCUACGUGGUUGGAAUCAUCUUUAUCUCAGUCUUUGUCAACAUAGUCAAUCAACAGUUCUUCUAUCGCCGCAAUGAGCCCCCGGUGGUGUUCCAUUGGUUCCCUGUCAUUGGAAGUACCGUGAGAUAUGGAAUGGAUCCCUAUAAGUUCUUCUUCGAAUGUCGGCAAAAGUAUGGUGACAUCUUCACUUUCAUAUUGCUUGGAAAGAAAACCACCGUCUAUCUAGGUAUUGAAGGAAACGAGUUCAUCCUGAACGGCAAACUGAAGGAUGUCAACGCCGAAGAGGUAUAUGGCAAGUUGACCACGCCAGUAUUUGGGUCCGAUGUGGUGUACGACUGUCCAAAUUCAAAAUUAAUGGAACAGAAGAAAUUCGUCAAAUUCGGCCUCAGCCAAGAAGCCCUAGAGGCAUACGUCCCUCUAAUCGAGCAAGAGGUUGAACAAUACAUCAAAGUCUCAGGCAGGUUCAAAGGCACUUCGGGAAUAAUCGAUCUUGGCGCAGCAAUGGCCGAGAUUACCAUCUUUACAGCAGGGCGUACACUACAAGGCGACGAAGUCCGUGCAAAUCUCACCUCCGAGUUCGCUGACCUCUAUCACGACCUCGAUCUCGGCUUCUCCCCUAUAAACUUCAUGCUCCCGUGGGCACCCCUCCCUCACAACCGUAAGCGAGACAUAGCUCAUGUGCGCAUGCGUGAAAUCUACUUCGAUAUCAUCAAGGAGCGUCGUCAGCAAGCCGCGACCGGGACUACCCAAGGGCCCCAAGCUAAAGACAUGAUCUGGCACCUCAUGAACUGCAUUUACCGAGAUGGAACCCCUAUACCGGAUAAAGAGAUCGCGCAUAUGAUGAUCACGCUGUUAAUGGCCGGUCAACAUUCUUCGUCAGCGAUCAGUUGCUGGAUUCUGCUGCGGUUGGCAUCGGAGCCCGAAAUGGCAGAAAAGCUUUACAAUGAGCAGAUUGAUGCGCUGGGAGAUGAUUGUGGCUCGCUUCCACCGCUGACAUACGGUGAUUUGGAGAAACUGCCCCUUCUUUCGUACACUAUCAAGGAGACCCUUCGUAUCCACUCGUCUAUCCAUACACUCAUGCGCAAAGUGAAGAAUCCUCUCCCCGUGCCAGGUACAAAUUACGUCGUGCCCACGACCCACACGCUCCUCUCUUCUCCUGGUGUAACUGCGCGUGACGAGCGGUACUUCCGGAAUGCCAUGACCUGGGAUCCGCACCGGUGGGAAUCGCGUGUCGAAGAUCAGGUUGAUAAGACUGAUACUGUGGAUUAUGGGUAUGGUGCUGUGUCGAAGGGGACCAAGAGCCCGUAUCUGCCAUUCGGAGCGGGGAGGCACCGGUGCAUUGGGGAGAAGUUUGCGUAUAUGAACCUGGCGGUAAUCGUUACGACUCUUGUGAGGGAAUUCAAGUUUUUAAACCCCAGGGAUAGGAUUGGGGUUCCAGAGACGGAUUAUUCGUCUCUCUUUUCAAGGCCAGUGCAACCUGCCACCAUACGGUGGAAACGUCGGCAUGAGUGA